CAUCGAAGGAUCAGGAAGUUUGUUCCCUUUGCGUGGCUGAGAAGUUUUUCACCUACUAGGACGGGGGUGGGGGGGUGGGGGUGGGGACAGGUGUCCUAAAAUAGAGCUCAAGCUGCAGCCUGCCUUUGGCGGUAACCCAGGAGUAACGUCAGUUACAACGUUAAAGACAUUGUGCUAGUUGCUAUGGAGAAUAUAAAAACCCAAGAAGACAAUGUCCCUGCCCUCAAGAAGUUUACAUUUGAGAGACAGCCAUACCAAAAGAAAGACUAUAAUAAAUACUUUAAAGGAAAAACAGGUGAGAAUGACCACUUUAACUCACCGGGCCCGUCGCAGUGAAGUAGGGAAGAACAAUGAAAAGAAGGUGGAAAGUGAGGAAGACACUAACCAAGAGAGAAGUCAAGACAAUGAGGACUCUGGAGACUCUAAGGAUAUCCGCCUCACCCUUAUGGAAGAAGUAUUGCUUCUGGGACUGAAAGAUAAAGAGGGUUAUACAUCUUUCUGGAAUGACUGCAUAUCAUCUGGCCUUCGAGGGGGCAUCCUGAUAGAGCUGGCCAUGCGAGGUCGAAUCUAUCUAGAACCCCCCACCAUGCGUAAGAAGCGGCUACUAGACAGAAAGGUACUACUAAAGUCAGACAGCCCAACAGGAGAUGUUUUACUGGAUGAAACUCUCAAACACAUCAAAGCAACUGAGCCCACAGAAACUGUCCAAACAUGGAUAGAGCUACUCACUGGUGAGACCUGGAACCCUUUCAAAUUACAGUACCAGCUGAGAAAUGUAAGAGAGCGAAUUGCAAAGAACCUAGUAGAGAAGGGUAUUCUAACCACUGAGAAGCAGAAUUUCCUCCUAUUUGACAUGACUACUCACCCAGUGACCAAUACAACAGAGAAACAGCGCCUAGUGAAAAAACUUCAAGAUAGUGUCUUAGAGCGGUGGGUAAAUGACCCUCAGCGUAUGGACAAGCGAACACUAGCACUCCUGGUGCUAGCCCACUCCUCCGACGUGCUAGAGAAUGUCUUCUCUUCUUUGACAGAUGACAAGUAUGACGUGGCAAUGAAUCGAGCCAAGGACCUAGUAGAACUGGAUCCUGAGGUAGAGGGGACAAAGCACAGUGCCACAGAGAUGAUCUGGGCUGUGCUGGCAGCCUUCAAUAAAUCCUAAAGCCAGCAGGUAUUUUUCCUUUUCCCUUGCUGGCCAGUGACUGUGAGAGACACCAUCACUGAAUUUUGUGUGAUGAGAUGUUUUUCAUCAUUCUUUUUUCCUUCUGUUGAAUCAGACUCGUGAUUUGGGGACAGCAACUUCAGGGCUUCUCCAUAGACCUUGACUUAUCAACAGAAUUUAUUUCACCUUAUUAUACUUCCACUCCAGAGGUGAAUAAACUGGGUUAGAACCCACAUACCCCUAGGAAACAUUUUCUCUCACUUCUAGGUUUACUUCUAUCCCGUGUUCCUUAGAAUUAGCAGGACUAUCUAAGUGAGAUUUGGAGUUCUCUAGCCACAGAAUGCAAAUGAGAUGUAGAGUAAACCAUUUAUCACAUUUUUAAAGCCUGUUUUCUAUCUUAAAUAUGUAUUUUCAGGCUGUCUCUAGGGCUCUAAGUAAUAUAGCUUAUUGACGUAACUGUCUCUCUGAAUAAGGGGCAAUGGAAACAAAACUAAUUUUUGGAGCAGAUGGUCUCUGGGAGGUAAAUGUAUGUCCCACUAGUGAUUUUCUUGUCUUUCCUUUUCUAACCUAAUGAGAAUUCCAAAUUUGAUUACCUGGUUCUCACAGCCCUAGAACAAGAAAUAUAUUCUAUACUGUCUCUUAGCAUUAUCCUACCCCAUCAUUCAGUAGAACAGAAGUCUAAGUGGAAAAAAUGUCUGUGUCAACCACCUCCUUCAUGCAGUCAGCAUUACAUUUUAUGAGGAAGGGAAGUGGCAUCAGAAUUUCCACUCUUUAGCACAUGACUGUCCAGAUGACUCUGAAUGUCUCCACUUUGACCAAAUUCAGGGAGUUGUAAAUGUCAGUUGCUGAAUACCAGCAACCUGAGUCCAGACAAUAUAACUAAACUCUAGAUCUUCUGGUUCCCUAAUUUGGCUUCCUAAAUAAAUUGAUAGAUUUUUCCCUAUGUUUAAGGAUUCUGGAAGUAGUUUUGUCUAUUUUUAGUCCAUAGAUGCCCUCCUAGUCAUUAGUCGUGUCUCAACAUAACCAUCUUUCUAACCAAACCUCUAAAACAUUUUUCACUUCAGUAGUGAGUACAAAGAGAGCUUAUUAAGAAAAAUUCUAUUUAGAAGGGCAAUUUGAUAUUAAAAGCAUCCUGAUAUAAAGUCUAGAAUUUGGGAAUAUAAAGAGGACAGGCACCAAACUGCUAAUGUCAAGCAUUUGUUAUGCUGAUACUUUUAAUGCAUCUUGCCUCUUGACAGCUACAGAGAAAUGGACUAUCAAAUCGUUAAUACAGAUGACCCAGACCUGAUGCCAGAUCUUCAUGAUCAGAAGUAAUUAAAUGAAAUUAUAAUUCUCAUCUCCUCCCCUAAACCUGUCUAGCCCCACAAAAUUCCCCAACUCAAUUAACUUUUUUCACUUUAGGUUAUACUUAAAUGACUAGAGAUACAAAUUUUUAAGUGAAACAAAUUCUUAAAUGAGAGCUUCAGUCUAGCUCUCUAAAAGUAUAAAAACCAGUGCACAUCUCUACCUGACUUAGUUUUUCUUUCCAUUUGAACAAUUCGGCAUGAAUUGAAACCAGGUUUUCCUGUGGAAAGUUUCAGCUUGAUUGGGAUGGGGGGGUAGGGUGUAGAAGUUGAGUUGAGUUCUUUCUAGUAACUCUUGGUCAGUGUUUAUUUUUAUAUUAUAUCUCAAUAGGAUGAGGAUGUCUUCAGUUUGAAUCUGCAUAAUGUUUACUGCAAAACCGCUUUUCAUUUAAUGCAUAUGGCCUUCACAUUUCUGUAUAAUAAAGAUCAAUUAUUGGCUCUCUGGUCUCUC
Messenger RNA from Phacochoerus africanus (Common warthog), 2953 nucleotides. RefSeq names its product golgi phosphoprotein 3 like (gene GOLPH3L). Gene Ontology annotation, molecular function: phosphatidylinositol-4-phosphate binding. The record is from RefSeq and is a predicted model, not a curated record. Bases 212 to 1159 code for a protein of 315 amino acids. Gene Ontology annotation, biological process: Golgi organization; retrograde vesicle-mediated transport, Golgi to endoplasmic reticulum; Golgi vesicle budding. Gene Ontology annotation, cellular component: Golgi cisterna; trans-Golgi network; cytosol. NCBI's taxonomy places the organism in Eukaryota, Metazoa, Chordata, Mammalia, Artiodactyla, Suidae. The transcript has 6 exons.